Messenger RNA from Fimicolochytrium jonesii, 4289 nucleotides. RefSeq lists its product as uncharacterized. Lineage: Eukaryota; Fungi; Chytridiomycota; Chytridiomycetes; Spizellomycetales; Powellomycetaceae. The coding region runs from base 135 to 4013 and encodes 1292 amino acids. The transcript has 14 exons. The record is from RefSeq and is a predicted model, not a curated record. Gene Ontology annotation, molecular function: phosphatase binding.
CUUCAACUUCAAAGUUCCUGCGUCCCAUCGACUCGUUGACUCUAAUGCCCUCCACUUCCCUUUCUGCACUCCAUCCCUGCGCCUAAGGACGCGUCCAUUCCCGAAAUGGAGGAAUUUUCCCAGCUGCCACCAAGAUGAUCACAGCAGAGGCAGACGACAUCCUCGAUACAAGAAAUGAGGCUGCAGAACUCUUAGCGCGGUUCCUAAACAAACAGCUGCCCGGCCACCAUCUGUGGAAGCUUCCACAGCGACGAGUCUCAAACCCGCUGGCGGGCAUCCAUAUGCGAAGCGUCACAAUCCCUGCGAAAAAAGACGUCCCGGCGUCCCGCUUGCCAAUAGCCAUGUCAAAACCAACUAGCAAUCAGCAACCCUCCACCACAACAAAGGCAGGGCCGACACUAUCACAGCGGGAAGAGGAGGUAGCUCGUGCAGCCGUAGUGCGUUGGAAGACUUUGGUAUCCCGCGCACGAUCUGCGAAAACAGCUCGCGACCACUGGGCCGCCGGAGUGUCGAGACGAGCUUUCCGUGCCUGGCGGCAGGCGUAUGUGACGCGGCGUAGGCUUUGGAGGAUGCAAGUCAAGGCAGACGUGCAUUGGAACUAUGGCGAGGUUAAUCGGACGUGGCGGGGGUGGAGGGUGUAUAUGAAGAUGCGACGGGCAAAGAUGGCGCGGAUGGAGAGGGCCAAGGAGUUUGCGCGAAACAGAUGCACCCACCGGAUAUGGAACCAAUGGUCGAGACGGCUCUCCUUCAUCCGGACACUCCAGAGCCUCGACGACUGCGCGACCCAACUAUCCGUGCACUCCACCCUAAAGCGCACCGUCGCAACCUGGCGCGCUAAGUUGGAGCAUCGCCGGGCCGAAAUCGCCGCAUCGGAAGACGCAAACAGAGCGUACGAGCAGCGCCUCGCCCGCGGUUGUUUUUUACGAUGGGUUGGGAGAGCAGCAUCGGUGUGGGAUGAACGUGCGCAGUAUGAGCGGGCCGAGAGAUGGCAUGCCGCACAUACAUCUUCAUCCCUGAUCCGAUCUUGGAAGACCUUCACCGACCAAUGCCAGCGUAAACGAUUCAUGAACGAAAAGGCCAUGGUGUUUUACAACCGCCACCUCGCGACCUCUGCAUUGCAGUUAUGGAGAUUAAGGCAUCAGCAUCAGAUGGGGAUGGAGGCGUUAAGAGGCGUUGCAGAGAGGUAUAGGGAGGUAUAUGUGAUAAGGAGGGUUGUGGAGGCUUGGAGGGCAUAUGUGAGACGGAAUGCACUGCAGAAGGAUGCCUGUAGGAUCGCGGACGAGAGGCACAAGCGAGUAAUGCAGACCAAAACCAUCGGCACACUACAGCAUAUGCUAAAACAACGCACGACCGCGAACCAUCGAUACAUACGAAAGAGUCUGGUGGGAAACUGGCGAAGAUGGAAAGCACGCUUCUGCGAGCGAGUUCAUCAACGCGAGCAACGCGAACUCGAAACAGGAGUCGCAUUCCACAGCCGAGCUGUCAGUAAACGAAUGAUCAGGGGGUGGUUUGCCGUCGUGCUGCGGAACAGGGAUGUGCGGAGUCGACGCCAAGAUGUCCAACGAUCAAGGAUCCUUGGAAUUAGCCGAACCGCCUUGCAAACAUGGAUAGCACACUAUACUGCCGCUGUACAACGUCGAGAGCGUUGGGGACUAGCGGAGCGGAUGUAUGCGGCUGCUCUCACACGUGUUACAUGGGCGGCUUGGAUCAACGCCAAGCAAGAGCAUGCACAGAAACGUGAGGCGGCCAUGACGGGUGCCGCACUCCAUGAACACCUCCUCCUUCGCCGCGUGCUGCAAGCCUUGCGAAUGAAUGCAGAGGCUCGGAUAACGGGUCGCGCACACCUCAAAUUAGCUAUAGAAGCCAAUAACCGCCUCAUCGCCCUUCGCGUCCUCCGCGCAUGGGCAUCCUACACCGAACAAGCGAUGGAAAGAGUCAACAGGUGGCAAACUGCUGUGCGGUACGCUUAUAUCCACUCACUUCGUGCUGCUUGGCGAAAAUGGGAAAUGAAUGUAAGGGAGAUACAUGAGGCGAGGGUCAAAUGGCGGAUUUCGGUUGCGCAUGCGGAGAGGAUGCAGAUGAAGAAGUAUCUUAUGAGUUGGAAGAACUUUGGAACAGCCCGAACAUCUUUCCGCCACGUCCUCGUCGACUUCGGCAUGCGCCACAACGGCGAGUUCAUACGCAGCGUGUUUGUGUUUUGGAGAGAUCGGAUGCGCGAUGAGCGCGAGGAUGCGAAGCAGCUUGCGAACGUUGCGGCGUGGAGGGAUAGGGGGGUUUUGAAGACGGUUACGGAAGCUUGGAAAUAUGUCACCGACACGAGACGGAAAAAGAGACUGGAGAGAGAGAAAAGUCUCGCGGAGGCAGCUGUCGUGUUAUCAAGAGCAAAACUACGAUCAACAAUGAAGAAAUGGAUCCUCACACUGCGGAUACGGCAAUACAAACGCACCCUGGAAGCCCGCGCAGACGAUUUCUUCGUCCGGGUGCAGCUGGGCAAGACGUUUGCGUUGUGGCGGUGUGCGCGGUGGCAUCGCAAGUGGGUGCGGAAAACCACAAAACGCACGCUCGCCUUCCGCACCCACUCCCUCCUUACCCGCACCUUCCACCACUGGCACACUCUCCGCCCCUCCUACAAAGCCCUCCACGCCGCGCGCGUCCUGCAACCUCUCGCCCACUAUGCCAGCAAACUCUCAUACAAGGUCAUAAAAGGGUGGGCUGCUUAUGUGCGUGACAAACGGGUGCAGAGGGAGAGGAUUAGGGAUGCGAUGGGGUGGAAGGCGGAGAGGGUUCUGAGGGAGGUUGUGGGGCAGUGGUUGAGGGUUGCGGAUGGGAUUAGGGUGGAAAAGGGGUUGGUUGCAGGAGGUGAUGGUGUGAGUUGGGUGAGGGAGAGGGGAGGGGUGCUGGAAGGGAGUGAGGAUCGUGUAAGCAGGAAUGUACGGAAGUGUGUGAGGAUAUGGAAGGCGCGGACUGUUGCGGCACGAGCCAUGAAGGGGAAUUCGGAUGUCGCACAGUUGACGAACCGAGGCGGACCGACGACGUUUUUGGACGCAACGAUGCGGAAAGGAGUUGCCAGUGCAACGAUAUCGGUCCCUGCCUUCUCGCACAUCCCCGCAACUACACCACACGUCCGCAUCUCUGCAUGCCAUAGCACUCUCGCUGAACCCUCGAUCGCCCGAACCAACCAUCCAGCAACCAUCAUCGCAAACCCACCCCCACGCGCACCGGUAAAGAAGUUCGCACGACUCCCCCCUCGAGCGCCUGAUUUUCUGUUCGCGGAGCAACGAGGUGGAUUGCACGUAUACGCCGAGAGUCGGGCACCACUUACAGCAAAGCAACAGUCCACAAGUGGGGAGGUGGGGGGGUUGAGAACAUCGCCGGCUCGGACGGCGGUUCCGGCUCAGGUUCCCCUUUACGAUGUUGGACACCGGACAGCAACGGACGUGUAUUCGACACACCAUCAAUCAUCAGCGAAUGCGUUCCGGGUAUCACCCUUCAUACCCGGAUUAGAGACGUUGGUGCAAUUCCCGACAUCCGGACCAACCCUGGCGUCUCAUCUUCAAUUCCACAGUAUUGAUCACGCUCGCUUUCUGUCAUCAGCGGUGAGCGGCGGCGGCGGCGACAAAUCCGAUAUGCAGCAGCAUCCUCACUCCGUCUUCGCCACCGACGACAACCCGAGCACCUCACAACACACCACAUACCUCGCCGCGCAUCAUCCUCAUCGCACAUACCCCCCAGCGCCCACUCCACCCGAACACCCGCAUCUCGACCCACCAAAUCAGAAUACAUCCCCGCCGGCGGCUUCAUCUCCUAUCCCACCACUUUCACAACAACAAUUACACCCAGCAGGAGACCCGGUCACAGAACUGAUGGACCUAGUGGAACUGAGACGACUGGAAUCCGAGCUUGUCACGAGCGUGUUGAGGGGGGUGAUGGAUAGAGAGUUGUUGGGGAGGGUUGAGGGGUUGCGGAGGGUGCUUCAGCUUGGGGGGAUGGGUGGGAAUGAUGGAGAUGGGUGAUGGCGACCAUAGCCUGAAUACUCAUGGCGGUAGAUCGUUUUUUUUUGGGAUUUCGAUGUGAUUUAUGAUAGGCCGUGGGCUCUCGCCCUUUUCUUUCGUUAUCCCAAGACCUGCGGGUAUUGCAUCAAAGGGAACAUCAACGGCUCUCCCGCCGAUAUGGAAAACUCUCGUUGUUCUCAAAUCACAACAUCACAUUUCUCGCCCCUCAUAUUCUUUGAUUCAGAAACUAUCAUAAAGAUAUCGUUCUCUCCACACGGAAUUUUCGGAGAGAUUCCC